AAGCGUGUGUGGGAAAAUAACCAAUUAGAAUGAGGUUUGACUGUAUAAGCGCCGUACGUACAUAACUCCGCCUAUUGCAAAAAUGAAAACAAACACACGAUUAGAUUUACCGGCGAAGCCGCUUGUUGUCAAGCGCGAAGAGGAAAAUUUCUGAACGAUAACAUAAACGGUGUGUACUGUACUUUGGGUGUAUUUUGAGUAUUUUUGCAUCUGAAUUGUGACUUGGAAAUACAUUAUAACAUUCUUCAAUGAAUCGGAAUCUAUUGACUGUAGAUGAAAUAUAUAUUUUGUAACAGCAGUUGUUACUUUUUUUAAAGAGUGGAAAACAUGUACGGUUCUAGAAGGAUGGCAAAACGCUCCAUCGUUGGCACUAGAGUGGCAGCACCGUGGCAAGAUGGUAUUUUCUAUCCUGGCGUUAUAAAGGACAUUAAAUCUCGAGCUGGUAGUGAAACAGUGUAUACUAUCCACUUUGAAGAUGGUUAUGCCAGGACAUAUCGAGAUGUUGAUAUUGUGGGUCCAUGUUUCCAGCCUGUAUCGAAAGUUCAUUUAAAAUUCAAUCAGACCGUAUUCACCACAUAUAACGGGCGCGAAAUUGCAGGUGUUGUUCAGAAACACCGAAAACAAACGAAUGAAGUGUUGAUUGUUUUGAAGGAUGAGGACGAGACGAUGAUAAAAGUGAAAUUGGACGAUGUGAGGUUGCUAGAGAGCAGGAAAUCUGCCCGCUUGGUGUCAAAUGAUACCGACUAUUCGAAAUUAGCGGACAUAUCCGUUGCCGAAACCAAAAAGCGCCAUGUGUCGAGUACCAUUGAUGUUCCAAGCAGUCCCAAGGCACCAAAAAUAGAUGAAGAACCCACAAUGGAGGACGUGAUGGCUGCUAUGGUGCUGACCUCGCUAUCAUGUAGUCCAGGAUUCAGGAAUGGAGUCGGUGAGCGCUGUCCAUCAAGCCCAUCCAGCCCAGCAAGGCACAGCCUCUCUUCAUCUUGGUCUCCCGCUACUAACACUAAUGCCCCUCCAAGCAGCCUUGGUUCCUCAUCAAGUGGACGGUUUAGUUUUGAUAACACCAGAUGGAUCCCUUCCCCAUCAGCCUCAUCUAACAGUGACCGGGAAAGUCCACAAGCAGCCACAGAAAAGAUGGCAUUUGAUGGUGGUAGUCGGUCGCUUGUGGAACCUGCAUUUGGCCCACCUCCACAGGUGUUCAGUUUGUCUCUGGACGAGGGUAUUGAUGUGUUUGACUGCGGAGCUGAGUUUGAAGUGGAAGAAAAUACCCCACCAAAAAAAAUUAAGGGCUCUAAGAAAUUGUAUCAGUGCCGAUGGAAUAACUGCACGAAGGUUUUGUGUACACGACAAGGAAUUGAAAAGCAUGUUAGAUCAGUACACCUAAAGAGGCCAUUGGAAGAUGAUGAAAGUGAUGAUGGUGAGGAAGAUUUCUACUACACAGAAAUUGAGAGCACAAUAGAUACUGUAUCAGAGGGGUUUGCAAACAUGACAACCUCAUCCCCGCCCCCAACAUUAAGCCAUAUGGACAUGGCCCGACCCCCUCAUGAGGAUCCAAACAUACUAGUUACACCAAAACUACGUACUAUCAGUAUGAACGCAGAGCCAAUGCCAAUUCAUGAUAGAUUUUCUUGGCAGAAAAGCUCUCAGCCAGCAUUCAAGGCCACUUCGGCCCCAGCAGAGAUGACCAUCCACACCCACAAGUUAAGCUUAGUCAAUCAAAGACAACAGCAACAUCAGGCAGCCUCACCAAAAACUAGCGACUUUCACGCACCAAACAGGAUCAGAAGCGAUGGACGUAAAUGCCGGAAGGUCUACGGUAUGGAUAACAGACACAUGUGGUGUACACAGUGCAGAUGGAAAAAGGCCUGCACAAGGUUCAACUAAUUUGGUCAAAAUGUGUGAUAAGAAGUGUUUUUUUGUUUUUUUUGUUAAUAAGAUGGGAACAAUUUAUUUGUUAAUCACCUGGUCUAAUAUUAAAUCUGAAAAUUGUAUUUGGGUAAAAAUGUAUUGGGGUGGGUCAACCAUUUAUCCAUUUUGGAGGAUAUUUAUACUGGUUAUUACUGUAGACUAGAGUAUACAAUUUAUAAAAAAAAAAAAUUGCUUUAAACAUCAAGAUACUCAUAAUAAUUAUAAGGUUUGAAAUAUUGAAUGAGGGUGGGUAUAUUUGGUAGUUUAGUUCCAAUUUUCUUUAUCAAACUGAAUCCUAAAUUAAAUAAAUUUUUUAUGCUAAAAAAUUGACACACCCCUAAACCUUUUUCUAUGCCAGUUGCUUUUCUUUUACUUCGUGUGUGUCUUUUAGCAUUUUUUUUUUAAGAGAAAAUAAUAAAAGAGUAUUCCCAGGUUUCAAAAUACACAGAUAUAUAAAAAACAUUUUUUUUUUUAACUUGGCCUAAUAUUUAAUCGUUCUGGAAUUAACAUUUCCAAGUGAGUUUUCAUUAUUGCCCAAUUUUUAAUAUUAAAAACAUCUUGGGUGCAAUAGCGUACCUAAUAUUGUAUCGUGCUAGUUUAAAAAAUAGUGCAUUAUGAAUGAUAAAACCACCUUUUUAUUUGAAAUUUUGCAUCUAAAUUCAUCUAUAGAAAAUGAAAAAAAUUUUUGUAAAGUAAUAUUUAUUUAGACAUUUGAUUUUAAUAUAAAGUCAAUGAACACAUUGGUACAAAGUUGUACUUCGAUGAUAUUGUUUUCAUAGUCAGCAUUGAUAGAGGUCUAUUUUUAUUACUACAUUGAUUUUCAAGUAGAGAAUCUUAAGGCAUGUUUGAUAGUAUAAUGAGCAUGAACCAAAUAAUUUUGUAUGAAAUCAGUAACAUCAACAUCAAAUCAUUUACAAGGUUAUUUUAAUAUAUACUCAGGACUUGUAACUGUCCAGACAGACUUGCAGGAUUUCUAUGCCAUUUUUUUUUUCUCUCAUUUCUGGGGUUUUUCUUUUUUUUUAUGAAAAAAAUAAAAUUAAAAAUGUAUACUGAUUAAAAAAAAAAGUAGUACUAUUUUAAGUGUUAUAAAUGUAUACCAAUGCACCCACUGUGUAAACAAAAUAGAUGGUAAAUGAUCUCCAAACAACAAAUUUCCCUGCAGAAGGUCUAAGUUUCUGCAUUGAAUUGGAAGUUUGAUCUCUUAUUUGUUUUAUUUGUUAUUAACAUAGAGUGUGUGUAUAAUGUAUUCCCAUAUUGAUCUGUGUCUAUGGAGCAUCUCUUCACACAUUGGUAGAAUACCUCUAUGCACUACAUUCCCAUACUGACACAUGGGCAUGUGUGUAUGUAAUCCCAUAAAAUGUGUAAGCAAGAGACUUAGUAUCAGGGUGGAAUGUGUGAGGCACAUAAAUCUAAAUGAAAGUAACUAAAAAUAACAUAUUGUUGAAGUAGAAGCCAGAGGAAUAGGAUAUAGGCCUAUGUUAAAAGAAACAAAUCAUUAAUAAACUUAAUUAUAUUUAAAUUUUGGUUUGAGAGUACCAUUUCCAGCUGUAACUAUAGUUCAUCUUACCUCAUGCUUAACCAUGGUGGGCCCGAGGUAGCAUUGAAACCCUAUCUGUGAAAGUCCUUCCUUGGGCUCCCUCUAUUUCAAAUUUCUGGAUCUGCCAUUGGUGAUAACCACUGCAGCUAAAUGAAUUGCAAUCUACUGUUUUGUUUUAUGUGAAAGUCACAGUAUCUUAACCAGUUGAUUUCAUCGUAAUCUGGUAUUGAAAUAUUAGAAUUCACAGAUGGAACCUAAUACCAACUACAAUGUUUCUUAAUCUUAGUUACGAUUGGACUUAAUCCUUACUAUAGCCUAGUCUAAUCAAAAUUCUAAGCUUUCCUAAUCCUAGCUAUGACGUAGACUUACAACAUGGCAAAUCAUCUUUUCGUAAAUGAAAUUUUAACUGUGAAUUUUUCUUUGAAAAAUUUAGUUAUACAUACUUAGAUGCCAACAGAAUUUAUUUUUGGUGUGUAAUUGCAAAACAAAAAUUAAAUUUCCUUUUAAUAUAUCUGAUUAACCAUUUUUAUGGUAGGCCUUUUCUAGUUACAAUUUGGAUUUUGAAUCUUUUGUUCCUGGUAUGUUUUAUGGUCAGUUAUCAACAGAAAGACUACCUCAACUGGUAGUAAUUACCUCAAAAUUCUAAUUGAUUCAGCUUGCUGAUGGCUGUUGGUUCCCAAUAUUCUCCUGAUGGGCAGCAACAAAACUAUACAUUUUAACCGCUACCUCCUUUUUAACCUUUGUUCUUAGAGUGAGAUUUUACAGCUUUAUCAUCUUUUAAUUACGUUGGUAAUUAGGGUAAUGGGGUUUUGAAUUUUUUAAAGGGAAUAUUGACAGUUCAUUUAACAGUGCUGGUAAUACCGAGCCAACAUUGAGGCUUGGAGGACAAUAACAAUAAUGUUGAUAAAGUUCAUGAUCCCUCUCUUUGUUAGUCAGUUUUAGGAGGUUUUUCACAUUUGAGAUCUCUAAUUUGGUUCUUUGUGAGGUCUGUGAAGAAACUUCCCCUUUGUCGCCCUACAUGUUUUUGACAUUGUUUUUAGACUGACAAUUCUUUUUCUACUUGUCUAUGAAACGUUUUGUCACUUAUUCACAAUAAUUAUGACUUAGAUUAAAUUAGUACUCUGGCUUAUUAAGGAUCAUUAAUUAAAUACCACCUUUUUUAAAUGCAAGUGUCAUUUUUAAAACUUAUAUCAAUAUCCAGGGAUCCAUUAAUUAUUUUUUAAUUAAACAAAAGAGAAUGAAUAAAGACAGAGACAUUUUGAGAUUCAAUUCAUGUUUUGAUUUAUGUGAUCAUUAUCAAGAAUAUUGAUUCUUGAUAAUGUAUACAGUUUGCACUGCAAUUCGAUACCACCUUUGGGACCUGAAAAUUUAAGAUGGUCAUGGGGUUUGGUUACCAAUUAGAGGGUUAGCUUUGUGUUGAAGAUUGUCUUUUGGUUCUUUAAAAAAAUAGUCUCAAAUUAGAGGGGUCUCUGAAUUAGAGGGGCCUGGAAUAUUUUGAUGAUAUACAGUAAUACUGUGUCCUUGAUAAUGAUCAAAUAUAGCAGAUCAAAACAUUGAUUCUCAAUAUGACUAAUUUAGUGAAGUGGGGUGGGGCACCUGUCUCUUUGAUAGAUUCCAAAACUAGUACCCUGGCCUUUGCACAUCCUGAAAUUCCGGAUUUGACUCAGGAUAGACUUACUUAAACUAGUUCCUCCAUUCUUAAAUUAACUUCAUUCACUUUUCAAAUUAGUAGGAAUUGUCCUUUGCUGGUAUGGCAGAGUAGGCGGAGUCAAGUUUUAUGUCCAUAUAUAGUCGUGAUGUGCUUGUUAUGAUCAUAAUAUGAUGUCAGUAUGACCAUAUUUAGGAAUGUCACGUUUUUGUCGAAUUAAAUUUUGAUAGUGAGGACAUGGCUUAAGAAUUUUAAAAUUAUCUUUUCUCAUUUCUGUUUACUUAUUCAUUGCAUCUGGUGCUCAGGAAACAUUCCAUGGAUAAUUCAACAUAAUACCAAUCAGUUGUGAAGCAAGGUUUUAGGAGUCAUGGAGAAUGAAGGGGGGUGGGGCGGUGAGAGGGAUUGGAAAAGUAAUGUAACUAUAUUCAUGAAAAAAUCAUCGAAUUAUCAUUACAUAACUAUUUGUUAAGGUUAUAAUGUUAUAAAAGUCUUAAAAUGGAAUUUAGGUGCGGAGACCCUGGAAAGUUAUAUUAACAGCACCAUUACUCAGUACAACUGUAUUUAAUAUUUAUUUGUAAAUGUAUUUUAAUAAAAAAAUACAUACAACAAAGUGCAGUCACAUUAAGAAAUUUCUGUUUACAAACUUUAAAAAAUGACAACAGACAAAAUAAUAAAUCUAAGAAAUAGAGUAGCACAUUUUCAAGUUCAUAUUUCAUCUAAGAAGCAUUAUAGACUUAAGGUUAGAGGUUCGUAUUCUAUGCUAUGGUAAGGAGCUUAGUUUGUAUCUGUCUCCCCACCCAAGAUCAAGAAUAUAAUUGUAAGCCUACAUCGGGUAGGAUGCAAAUGAAUGAAUAUACAUGACUUUGAAUGUUCCUCAACCAGCAAAAGUAGCCAGUUGCCAUGUCAACCAUAGAACUUACAGUUUUCAAUCAUUCUAGUACUAUUACUAUAAAUGCAAAAUGUGUUAUUAUUGUUUUUAACUAUUUUUAUCAUAAUUAUUGAUUACUAAUAUUUUAAUUAUUACUUUCAAUAAUAAUAAUAAUAAUAAUGUAUAAAAUAAAUAAUAAUAAACAGAAUAUAGUGCUGACAAACCUUCCAGUCUAAAAUAAACUUCUUUUCUAGUACUGUACUUCUGCAAUGUAGAAAUGAAAACUACAGUCUUUAAUUACUACUAUGAUCUAUUUAGAAACAGUACAGUACUCAAUAUAAACAACAAUUGUUUAACUAUAAAUGUGUAAAGUAUACAUACAUUUUCUAUCACUUUUAUGGGACUGUGAAUAUGUUACUAUUGUACUGUACUUUAAUAAACAGAUAUUGUACAUAAUUAAAUAAUCUUUCAUUGACACACUGAUCAUAUUUAUCUGAUAGAUACUACUGAUUUUAUGCACUGAAUCUCUAGCUUUGUUUGGGAGGCACUUUUAUGAAUUUUUGUCAGGAAGAAAAUUAUUGUUGAGAAUUUAAUGCAGUAUUUUUUAUUUUAAUUGUGUGCUUCUCUAAGAUGGUAUUACUUUAAACUCUACAAACUAGUGUUUAAGUCCAUUUUAUUUUCACCUUGUCCUAUAAAUAAUUUAUUCAAACUUAUACAAAAUAAAUUUGUAAACACAUUUUAGCCCUAGUUAGAAUUUAAAGAUACAUUUUCUUCAGAAACUAACAAUUUUAAAGAUCAUAAAGUAACUUCUGUAAAUUGAAUUUGAGGAAUGGAAUACAUGAUAAUAUUAAUAAUAAUUAUUAAUACAAUUUAAUAAUGAUAUUGCUAUUUAAGGCUUAUAGUUAAUAAAAUAACUGUUAUUUAAAGGUUCUCUAUUAAAUGCAUUAAAGUGAUGUACAUGUCAUUGUCAUAGUGAACUAUUAGGCAUUUUUUAAGUCGGUGGGUGUUUUUAUACAGAGGCUACAGUAUGCAAAACUACAUCCUAGCCAGUAAAUAAUUGGAGAGGCCAGGAUUUUUAAAUUCUCAAAAAACAUAGAAGUAAUCCUCAAAAUUGUUUCACAUGAAAGCUUUAAUUAUUUAAUAAUAAUUUAAAACAAAUACUUUAUACGUUAAACGACUGGCAAAGUAGUGGUACAAGCACAAAAUAAGUAAAUGAAUUAAAUGUUGUAGGUCUUCUUGAUAAUUUGAUUGUAUAUGAUCAUUAAUACUAAUUGCUGCAUAAGUAUUUUAAUUAGGAAUACUUUCAAAGAUCUGUCCAAAUAUACUAAAUGUUUUUCAUUGGAAGUUGUAAAUAACAGAUUUAUAGCAUCUUUUGAACUGGUUUUGGUCAACAGAAAUGUUUGUAGUACAAUCUCUCUUGGUAUUCUCUGGUGAUGAUUUUAGCCAAAUAUUAUUGUUGUUAAGAAUCAUAAGUAUUUAUAUUGUUGUUAUUAUUUUUAUUUAUUAUAGCUAUUAUUAGUUUUAUUAUAUUAUUUUAAAUUAUUGAUCAUAGUAGAUGGAUAUUGUUUAUGGAAUUUGGUAUUGAUACUUAUGAUAGUAAUUUAGAUGGGAUAUUCCAGUAGUAUAGCCUGUAUCAAAAAACUGAAUUCUAUUUAAUGUUUUCCAUUUUUAAAUGUUCUAUUGCAGUUAAAUGUCGGCAUACUCAUCAAGUCAAGAGUAAAUUUGUGCUUGUAACUUAUUUUUGCAUUUAAUUAUCUUUCAAUAAGUAUUUAAAAUUUGGGAUGCACCUUUAUAUUAUGGAAAUAUAAUAGAUGGAAGUUGUUGUAUUGUAAGAUUGAUUGAUAUUAUGUAGACAUAUAUAUUUUAAGUUUUUAUUUCUAUCAUAUUUUUUAAGAAAAAAAAAGAAAACAAAUCCUAAACGCACCGAUUUUAUUUAAAUUUAGAUUUACACUUGAUAUUGACUAUAUGGGAAAAUGUGAGGAAUGGGACAGACAUGUUUAAUGCCAUAUGAAAUGUUCUUUAUUUACCUACACAUAACAAGAUUGAGAAAACAACAAGUGCACUAAAUGAUUUGCUUAAAACCUGAUGUCAUAGACACUAUAUUAACCAUCCUAGCAAUUUGUACAUGUAACUGCACAUUUUUUUGUUGUUCCAGGUAUGGCAAUGUAAUUGUGUCAUAUUAUGCAAUGAACCAUGGCUGAUCGUGUGACCUAAAAUUGACCUCUCCUGAUCUUUUAAUAAAAGUGGGCUCUUAAAACUUAAUCUUAAAUAGCAAUAGACAGAUACAUUUUUCUGCUUUUAACUUAACUUUGUUUAAUGCACAGAAAGGUGCAAGUGUCAAGGCUCAUCAUGGCCCAAAAUUUUUUAGAGCUGACAAGUAUUCUUGGAAAAAAAAAUCACAUUUAUGCCAACAUUGGCAAUCACUCAAUUUUUUUUUAAUGCAGCACUACAAUCUUAAUCAAAGAUAUUCCAUUUUUAUGAAGCUGAAAAUUGAUUAUUAAAAUAUAAGACCAGCUUGUAAAAAAAGCAACUUUAGACUUAAAUAAUCAAUCUAAAUCUCAUACUAAAGUAAAUUUACCUGCGACACAUCGAACAAUAGCAGCAGUUUCAAAGUUUUGCAUCUCAAUCUUGUAAUGUGCAGGUAAUUCAGGAUUCCACAUAGAAUAUUAGCAUACAGGUGUCCAAUAGCAUGUUUUGUAAAUGUGGAUGUAAAUAAUAUAAUUAUCAGCAUGAAUUUAUUGACUGCACAAUGUACAUAUCUUUACUAUUCUAAAUCUUUUUUUCUUCAAUAAAAGUUAAUAAAAUUGA
Anneissia japonica is the source of this 8766-nucleotide messenger RNA. RefSeq names its product zinc finger protein 704-like. NCBI's taxonomy places the organism in Eukaryota, Metazoa, Echinodermata, Crinoidea, Comatulida, Comatulidae. The record is from RefSeq and is a predicted model, not a curated record. Gene Ontology annotation, cellular component: nucleus. Gene Ontology annotation, biological process: regulation of transcription by RNA polymerase II. The transcript is spliced from 7 exons. Gene Ontology annotation, molecular function: DNA-binding transcription factor activity; RNA polymerase II cis-regulatory region sequence-specific DNA binding. The coding region runs from base 328 to 1881 and encodes 517 amino acids.